AUUCGCCCCAUUUCAUUGUGGCGAGGGAUGCUCCGCACCUUCCUCCGACGAGGUGGCCGCGGCGCUCGGCCCUACGCAACAUCGUCGCUCGCUUCCAAGGUAAAUGGUUCAGACGUUCCUCCCUUCCAUCGGUCGUCGCCCUCGUCGGCCAACUUCCCCAAACGACCAGCGGGGUACCAGUCGUCCCGCUCCAUGAACGACUCCAACCAUCGGACGGGGCACCAGCCCAAGUCCCACAAGCUCAAGAACGGACGCCCCGUGAUCACUGUCAUUGGUGUGGGUGGAGCAGGAAGCAAUGCUGUGAACAGCAUGAUCACGUCGCAGCUGGAAGGUGUCGACUUCGUCGUGGCGAACACGGAUUGUCAAGCGUUGGUGCGGUCGUUGACUCCUCGAAAGAUUACCCUCGGCAAAGAGCUCACGAAAGGACUUGGUGCAGGCUCCAAGCCGAGCCUGGGUAAAUCGGCUGCGGAGAUGAGUCGCGACGACAUUGUCGCGCAGUUGGAAGGUAGCAACAUGCUGUUCGUCACGGGCGGCAUGGGAGGAGGUACCUGCACAGGUGCAGCGCCCGUCAUCGCGAACAUUGCGCGGGAGAUGGGGAUUCUUACAGUGGCGGUGGUGUCGACACCAUUUCGUUCGGAAGGACCGAACAGGACGCGACUCGCGCUCCAGGGCCUCGCUGCGCUCUCACAAGCUGUGGACACGCUCAUUGUCGUGCCAAACCAGAACCUCCUGGCGCUCUCGGACCCUUCCACGACACUGGUCGAUGCUUUUCGCUACGCGGACGCCGUGCUGCUAGAAGGCGUGAAAGGAGUGACCGACUUGAUCGUGAAGCCGGGUCUGAUCAAUUUGGACUUUGCAGAUAUCAACACAAUCCUAUCCAAGGCCGGCCGCGCCAUGAUGGGGUCCGGGCAGGCAUGUGGAGCGAACCGUGCAGAGGAAGCCGCACAUGCUGCCAUGUCGACGCCCCUCCUGGGCGAUCUGCCCACCGAACACGCCACGGGGCUGCUCGUGACGAUCCGAGGAGGGGAAGACAUGACUCUGUACGAGGUGGACGCGAUCAUGGGAGUGAUUCGAGAAAAGGUGGCGGAAUCGGCGAAUGUCAUCUUUGGCACGUGCUACGACCCGUCGAUCGAAGGCAGCAUCCACGUGUCGGUGAUCGUGAGCGGAAUCAAGAUGGACCAGUUUACGCCCCCCGCGGGCAAAGUUCGCGUGCCCCCCACGGAAAUUGCAGCCGGCAGUGGCGGAGCAACGUCCACGAACGCAUCCAACGAACCAAGCAACCGCGGACUGUUUGGGUUUUUUAAGCUAUAAGCGUUGAAAAAGCCGUCGUCGUGCGGCAGUCCGCGAGGGGAAUCGCACCGACAAGCGACUCGCUUCUCGUCCCGGCGGUCACAACGUUGAC
Aphanomyces invadans is the source of this 1402-nucleotide messenger RNA. Its product is annotated as cell division protein FtsZ. NCBI's taxonomy places the organism in Eukaryota, Oomycota, Saprolegniomycetes, Saprolegniales, Verrucalvaceae. Gene Ontology annotation, molecular function: GTP binding; GTPase activity. The record is from RefSeq and is a predicted model, not a curated record. Gene Ontology annotation, biological process: cell division. Gene Ontology annotation, cellular component: cytoplasm; cell division site. The coding region runs from base 28 to 1311 and encodes 427 amino acids. The transcript is spliced from 4 exons.